AUGGGCGACGUUGUUACGACUGAGUCGCACCCCGGAUUUGACCUCGAUCUGAGCGCGCCCUGUCUGGUGCAGCUCGAGGGUCAGGAGGAACCUAUGAUCAUGACAGAACUUGAGAAGAUCCAAGCGAAGGCUCAUGGUAUUAGGUUCUUUGACGUAACCGACACCCCCGAACUCGGAACUCGCGCACACCUCAGGGUUGCCAACAAACCCUCCUACCCUGCGCCUAACAACACCCAAACGGUGAAGUCUGUCAUCGAGUCAUUGAAGAUCCAGAAUCUCCAGGAUAUACUCGCCAAGUUCACGAGCUUCCGCACACGCCACUAUCGUAGUCAGACGGGGAAGGAGAGUCAGCGAUGGCUGUUGAGAAAAAUCACCGAACUUACAGAGGAGUACGCUCCAGAGGCCUUGCAAGAGAGCAUUUCUAUUCGCGAGUUCGACCACAGUUGGCAGCAGAGCAGCAUUAUUGUUGGCAUCAACGGCACUUCUGCGGACGAUGAUGGUGUCGUCAUCCUCGGCGCACACUUGGACAGUACCAAUGACUCGCCGUUCCUGCCUGCCCCCGGUGCUGACGACGACGGCUCUGGGACAACCAGUAUCUUGGAAGCCUAUCGCGCUUUGAUUGAGGCAGGAUUCCGGCCGGAGCGCACCGUCGAAUUCCAUUGGUAUUCUGCCGAGGAAGGAGGGCUCCUCGGAUCUCAAGCGGUGGUGAAGUCCUACGAGAGUCGCGGCGUCAACGUGAUUGCCAUGAGUCAGUAUGACAUGACUGCAUGGGUCAAGCGCGGCACCAAGGAGGAGGUUGGAAUUGUCACUGAUUACACUGAUCCAGACUUGACUGAGUUCAACAAGAAACUCGUGGAACAGUACCUCUCUGUCCCCUGGGUAGAGACUAAGUGCGGUCACGCAUGCAGCGACCAUGCCUCGUGGAACAAGGCUGGAUACCCUAGCGUGUUCACGAUAGAGUCCGCAUACGAGAACGUGAAUGUUCAGUAUGUCCAUACCCAGAACGACACAUACGACAUCUCAGAUGAGUUCAGCUUCGAGCACAUGCUCGAGUUCUCCAAGCUCGCUGUUGGCUUUGCUAUCGAGCUCGGAGGGUGGAAGAAGUCUUCAUGACACGCGACUUCGUAGCAGGUCUGUUCCAUCUAGCGCUCUUGCAUGUGCACCGUACGCACACCUCCCCAAGGACGCGUGCCGUUGCCAACGGUGGAAGGCGAAGACCAAGUCGCCCCUGAUUUUCCGUGAUCACAGCCUAGUUGCGUCCAGUUUUCUCUCCACGUGCCUAACCUUCUGG
Molecule: messenger RNA, 1291 nt
Organism: Dichomitus squalens LYAD-421 SS1
Lineage: Eukaryota; Fungi; Basidiomycota; Agaricomycetes; Polyporales; Polyporaceae
Product: peptidase
Exons: 16
Coding region: 1-1113 (370 amino acids)
Biological process (GO): proteolysis
Molecular function (GO): metalloexopeptidase activity
Source: RefSeq, a predicted model, not a curated record